CUAAGGAGAAAUAAAGCCUCGAGCCCAGGCGGUGAAUGCGGCCACGGAUUGCGAAAUUUCCCCGGCCCGUUUCGUCCUCCCGGUUAAUCGUAGGACCUCCAUCCGAGUCAACCUGCUCUCUUGUUCUUCCUGUUUGCGGACACAUUGGAAUAUUGGCAGCUGCUCGCGACGUUUUCCUGGAUGCUGAGGCAUGCGCCCUAAAAACUCUGGAAUUGAUGUAUUGCAGAGCGCAGAUCUGCAUUUAUUACCUGCUGUGGACAGCGACGCUUACCUUAGAACAGGAAACCAGUACCGCGAAAAAUUGGGACUGCCCUGCAGAAUGCAUUUGCCUAUCUCCGAAGCAGGUUCUCUGCAAUACAGGUGGGUUAAAAGACAUUCCUACCCAGCAGCUGCCACAAACAGUGGAGGAACUCUCCCUGACAAAGAACAACUUCCCGGUAAUAAAAGGCGACGCAUUCGCCGGCUUGAGAGUGCUGCGAAAGCUGACGAUGGAUGGUAACAACAUCUCAACCAUACGUCCAUUCGCAUUUCGAGGGUUGAGCAAAUUACGCGAACUCUCCAUUCAACACACACCUCUACCAUUCAUCGAAAAAUUCUCUUUCGCCGCUCUACAAAACGUAUCAGUAUUGUUAUUGGCGAACAACAAGAUACGAUACAUCGAAGGCUACUCAUUCGCCGGGACCUCCAAUGUCCGUUUAAUUUUAUUGAGCAAUAACCCGUUGCUCAGAAUUCAAAGCCACGCGUUUUCAGGCUUAACGAACGUGGUUCGCCUGAUAUUCCCGUCAGGAAUAAGAACCAUCGAGCCGGACGCAUUCGAUGGCCUCCAGUAUAUCGGUCUCCUAAAGUUGACCUACAUGGACCUGUCUUCCCUUCAAUCUUACACAUUCCGUGGCUUGUCCUAUGUGCAGUCGUUGAACAUUCAGGAAAGCGAUUUGGGCAUCGUCGAGAAGGAUGCCUUCACUGGGCUCACCCACGUUGAUCGACUGAAUAUCGUAAAUAACAAGAUCGAUCUGAUCGAGAAAUUGUUUCUGCGAUACGAAAACAAUAUAGAUAUGUUAAGAUUCCAUGGGAAUCACGUAUUGGAGGCGCCUCGACAUGUCAAAGACAUCAAUCUGGAAGUGAAUUCUAUCAGCGCCAUUGAUAACCACUUUCCCUGCGACUGCCAGGCUCACAAUGUACUGGACAGCGAUUUUGUCAAUGGCACUGUUAGCGAAUUUCAGAAGAGAAAUUAUUGUAUCUCGCCGAUCGAGUACAACGGGAAACACAUGGACCUAGUAGACUUCGGAUUAGUCGCCAGAUGCUAUGACAACGUCGUGCAGGAUAACCUGGGCUCCGGUGUCGUUGGGAUCUUCACUCUGCCAACCACUCUGUUCCUCAUUCUUCUGUUCCCCAUGAAUUUAUUCCAGUGAACCCAGGUCUGCUUCAUAAGGUUAGACAAGAGAAUUUUCGAAAGUAAUGUAUACCAAACUUUUCCUAUAAUUCUUUCUCAUUUAAAUAUUUAUGUAUUUAUACACAUAACAGAUUGUUUCAUAUAAUACAGAUAACCUACAAACUGAUACAUUUUUUUAAUCUUGUUUCACAUAAAACAUCGAGAUAGAUCCACAACAGUUCCAGAUUCGGUAGAGGUUUAACUAUCAUUGCGGCUCCAUUUCGUGAAGUCACUCUCAAGAAACUUUUUCUAUCAUUCGAUUAUUAUAACUCGUACAAUCUUAAGCAUGCGACUAUGAGCUUUAACUGGCCCAUGUAACUGGGCUGGCGAAACCGCAUCCAUUUGGAUUUAUUCCGUAAACUAAAGAUGAUUCCGAGUAAGUUACUUGUUCACGUUUAUCACGUCAUAUUAUAUUAACCCUUCGUUUUAUAUGAGCUUUCUUUCAAUUAUUUUUAACCCAUUCGAGGCCAAAAUCUUAUUAAAAGAGAAUCUCCAAGAACCAGCAGGACCAGCUUUUGAAGUUCCUACUAAAUUCCUUUUUAUCUUAGAAUUUAAACCAAUAUUUAUUUUAAUUCUUACACAAUUUUCCUACCAUCUGAUUUUUGUAGGAAAUUAUUUUGCUAGCAUCUUCUUGAGACUGGUAGCAAAGACGCACAAGAUGCGUCCGCCUCGAAUGUGUUAAUUAUUCAAGAAAUUUGAUUGAAUGCCUUAAUAUGGAUAAUAUGUACUGCCAUGACUUUUUAAUGUACCUUUGAAUGUAUGAAGCAAAGAAUUAACAACCAGAGUUGAAUAGAUAAUUUACGUCGAUGAUAAUGAAAGUACAUAGGGAGUAAGGAUAUAAUAAGGUGAACUUAUGUAAGAAACCUUUGGUGAAAGAAUCGAGUUUUUCCGUAACCCAAGGGAAAUAAAUAGCGCUAUUCGUGUUUUGUCUUAGAAAAAGUUAACUCUCAGUGGAAUUCUCAAAAUAUUUUACAUUUGUCAGUAUUUUUUAUCAUUUAUUGGGUACCACGUUUAUUAUUAUUGAAUUUGGGAAAUUAGUUGAAAAUAUCUCGAUUCUCUGAGAGUUAACCGAUCAUGUGAAUUCUACAUGUGCGUAGUCUUCCUUAGGUAAACAAACCGCUCUAAUAAAAAGUUCGAUUUUGUUAUGUAUAUUUGAAAAUAGUAAUAUGAAGUUCUUCAGGAUAGUUUAUCUUCAGAUUUUUAUUUAUUUUUAAUAAAAAAUAAGAUAUAUCUCGCGGCCUAAAUUAUUUCCUUUUACUGAUUAUAAAUUUUUAUUAUUUUAAUACGUACAAGAAUAAGGGCUAUUUACCGAAUAUUUCAUUGUUUCGCCGAAGUUUAAACUAAAAGUCUAAAACCGUGCUUUUAACUACGAAAGAAACGAAAAGAGAGAAACAUUUUUUCUCUUGUCAUUUGUAAUGUAAAGUCUGCGUGGCCUUCGGUCAGCAUAGUAACCGAGGACCAAACUAGCUUAUAUUUUUUACCAACAUCUACCACAUAACGUAUAACAAAAAAUAAUAAUAUAAAAUAAUAUAAUAUUAUAAAUAAAAAAUAAUCUGUAACCUUUUAUUGUAGUUAGAGCGAUCUGUCAUUUAAUAAAUGAUUAAAAAAAGA
Molecule: messenger RNA, 3040 nt
Organism: Bombus pascuorum
Lineage: Eukaryota; Metazoa; Arthropoda; Insecta; Hymenoptera; Apidae
Product: leucine-rich repeat-containing protein 4-like
Exons: 4
Coding region: 36-1409 (457 amino acids)
Molecular function (GO): protein binding
Source: RefSeq, a predicted model, not a curated record